Syzygium oleosum is the source of this 657-nucleotide messenger RNA. Its product is annotated as putative lipid-transfer protein DIR1. Gene Ontology annotation, molecular function: fatty acid binding. Lineage: Eukaryota; Viridiplantae; Streptophyta; Magnoliopsida; Myrtales; Myrtaceae. Bases 156 to 458 code for a protein of 100 amino acids. The transcript has a single exon. The record is from RefSeq and is a predicted model, not a curated record. Gene Ontology annotation, biological process: systemic acquired resistance.
UUUAUUCACGUGCAUUCCCAAAAUGAUCCCUAAUCCUUCCUCUAUAUAAAGCACACGAAACAUCACUCCCUCUCUCGUGGCCAAGAAGCAAAGCAUAACCCUUGAAUUAGAGAGACCACGAGUGUGACUGUCAUCAUUUAGCCAACAAGAAGAAGAUGGAGGCGACCGGCAAGAAGGCGGCGAUUCUGUUGGGAUUGAUGGUUGCGAUGGCUUGCUGCGCCGACGCACAGACCAUCUGCAACAUGACCUAUGCGCAGCUGAUGUCCUGCAAGCCAGCAGCGACGCCGCCCAACCCACCGCCGCCCACGAGCGCGUGCUGCGCGGGGCUCUCGCACGCAGACCUGAAGUGCUUCUGCCAGUACAAGAACUCGUCGAUCUUGCCCUCAAUCGGGGUCGACGCGAAGCUUGCAAUGGCGCUCCCCAGCAAGUGCAAGAUCCCUAAUGCGCCCAAAUGCUGAUCGCAUCGCAUUGUGCGGGUGCGUGUGGGGCUUGGAGAGAAAGUAUUAGCCCAAAUGCUUUACAAUAAUGCAUAUCAUGUAGUAUGCUUUUUCAUUGAGUGCUUAAUUUCUGUCUGAUUUGUAUAAUUGAUACUCCCUUUUAUGAGCUCUAGCUCAGUCUAUUGAUACCAGCUUAUGAUAAUCAAAUGAUAUUAUAGUA